GCUGCGUUUAAAGAGGGUGUGGCAAAUCUGCAGAAACGUGGUAUGAUGGGAGGCCACGGUUAUAUAUUUCUCAUGGUCCCGAACUCGAUAUCUGCGUCUUCAUUAUUCAGUAAUACACCAUCCAUAGGAGAUCAUCAGAGUUUGGAAACCAAAGGUUGAACCGAUUCCAGCAACUUGAUCCGAUGGCUGGAGUUUUACCUAGCAUAUCUGAUAUUCGUUGUGAGGUUCCCGAACUUAGAGGAGAUAACUUUAAGAUAUGGAAGGAGAGAAUUCUUCUUCAAUUAGGGUGCAUGGACAUAGACUAUGCCAUAAGGAAAGAUGAACCACAUAAGAUCACUGAUACCAGCACACCUGAACAAAUUUUGUUGUACGAACGCUGGGAGAAAUCUAAUCGCCUUAGCGUGAUGUACAUUAAGACAAAAAUCAGUGCUGGUAUACGUGGUUCAAUCGAGCAACAUGAAAAUGUUCGUGAAUUGCUAAAGGCUAUUGACGAGCAAUUCGUCACUUCAGAUAAAGCCUUGGCAAGCACCCUAAUUAUGAAGUUCACAUCCUUGAAGCUCACCGCUAUAAGAGGUGUGCGUGAACAUAUCAUGGAGAUGAGGGACAUUGUGGCUCAAUUGAAGAAACUCGAGGUAGAAAUGUCUGAAUCUUUCCUGGUGCACUUUAUCCUUAACACUCUUCCACCUCAGAAUGAAGCAACGUUUGUUGAGGAAAUUGCCUCAUUUAUUUUCCAUGAGAAAAUUAAUAUGGCACAAAGUGAUAUAGCUGAGGACCUAGUGGGGAUAGAUUCUCGUUUAUGUGAAAUCGAACCAUUAUUAUGUCUUAAGGCGGCUGAUGUUCGCAUCAUAGGAAUCUGGGGCAUGAGCGGCAUAGGGAAGACAACUCUUGCAGGUGCUAUUUUUGAACGAUUUCGUAAUCAAUUUGAGGGUUGCGUCUUUUUUGAAAAUGUUGGAACACAAUUGGAAAGAGAAGGUAUUGAAGGUUUACAAGAGAAAUUGCUUCCAAAAAUAUUAGGGCUUAAAAAUCUUAGUUUAACAGGACGCCCUUCAAUAAAGGCUGCAUUAGGCUCUAAAAAAGUCCUUAUUGUCCUUGAUAAUGUGAAAGAUCCAAUGAUCAUAGAAAAGAUAGCCAAAAAACGUGAUUGGUUUGGUGUUGGAAGUAGAAUCAUCAUAACUACUACAAAUAAAAAUGUGCUGAGGACUCAUGAAGUGAAGGAAAUAUAUGAGGUGAAGAAAUUUGACGGGGAUGAAGCCAUGAAGAUUUUCAGUCGUUAUGCAUUUAAACAAGACCAUCCUAGAAAGGAUUUUGUGGAGCUCUCCAAAAGCAUAAUAGCUUGUACUCACGGUCUUCCAUUAGCUAUUAAACUUUUAGGUGACCUUUUAUUUGAAAAGAGCAAACAUGAGUGGGAAACCAAAUUGGAUAAACUGAACAAAGAUCUUAAGUUGGGCAUCAAUUGUCUUCAAAUGAGUUACAAUGAGCUCAAUGAUGAUGAACAAUGUUUAUUUCUAGACAUUGCGUGUUUUUUUAAGGGUGAGAACAUAGAUUAUGUUGCAAAAAUACUUGACAAUCACAAUUGUUGCCCAAUUGAUGGAAUACAUGCUCUUGUUGAUAAGUCUCUAAUAACUAUUUCUGGGAACAAGCUUCAGAUGCAUGAUUUACUACAAGAAAUGGGAAGAGAAGUUGUUUGUCAAAAGUCCCAAGAGCCAGGCAAGCGGACCAGGUUGUGGAAGCAUGAGGACAUUUCCCUUGUGUUGAAAAAUAAUAAGGGAACCGAGGAAGUUGAAGGAAUAUCUCUCGAUUUGUCUCAUGUAAAAGAGAAACUACACUUCAAAACUCCGGCCUUUGCAAGGAUGAAUAAACUUAAAUUGCUUAAAGUGUACAAUUCUGGAGGUGCCUCCAAAAAGGGGAACUUGGUGUUAUUGACCAGUCUUGGAGGUUUGAAGAUGUUGGGUGGUAUGCGGCCAACAGAGUUCAAUCUCUUUCUGGAUGUGAUCCAUGGGAGCCCUCGUGAUAUAUUUUGUGAGUUGAACGAUCUCCAUUCCUUAGAGGUUGGUUUCUUCUGCAAUGCUUUCAAUUGGGAUGGAGUGAUGAGGGGGAUUGUUCUAGUGGAAGUGGGUGGUCUAGUCAAGGAGCAGGGAGAGAAAAGCUCUUGUAAGGGAACCCGAUCUUCUAGUAUUUAA
This is a messenger RNA of Vitis riparia (riverbank grape), 2180 nucleotides long. RefSeq names its product disease resistance protein RUN1-like. Gene Ontology annotation, molecular function: ADP binding. The record is from RefSeq and is a predicted model, not a curated record. The transcript has 6 exons. NCBI's taxonomy places the organism in Eukaryota, Viridiplantae, Streptophyta, Magnoliopsida, Vitales, Vitaceae. Gene Ontology annotation, biological process: defense response. Bases 183 to 2180 code for a protein of 665 amino acids.